Tachysurus fulvidraco (yellow catfish) is the source of this 6641-nucleotide messenger RNA. RefSeq names its product nerve growth factor receptor b (gene ngfrb). Gene Ontology annotation, molecular function: death receptor activity; nerve growth factor binding; coreceptor activity. Lineage: Eukaryota; Metazoa; Chordata; Actinopteri; Siluriformes; Bagridae. The transcript has 6 exons. The record is from RefSeq and is a predicted model, not a curated record. The coding region runs from base 336 to 1565 and encodes 409 amino acids. Gene Ontology annotation, biological process: Rho protein signal transduction. Gene Ontology annotation, cellular component: cell surface; plasma membrane.
AAGACAGGGGGAGGAGAGGGGGAGAGAAAGGAGGAGUGCCUGAUCAUUUCCUCUCUAUUCACUUUUUCGUUCCCCUGAGCCGUCACUCCACUCGCUCUUCACUGACUUUUCUGUGCGGUCUGUAACGAGCACGUCUCCUUUUAUCCCUCCAUUCUUUUCACUUUUGGACAUCAAUGCGCGCGCGACACGGAGCUCGCGGCCAGUGGAGAUCUAAGGCGCAGUGAUGCUCUGUGAAAGUGAUUCAUCAUCAUAAUCAUCACCAAACAUCAUCAUCAUCAUCUGUUCUAAUUAAGAAGAGUUCCCGUGCACUUCAGAGGACGCCAAAUUUAACAAACAUGUACGCUGUAGUGCUCGCGGCUGUAUUUGGAGUGGUGCGUGUGUUCUCGGCUAAGGAAGUGUGUCAUUCAGGAGCGUACACGACUAACGGCGAGUGCUGCAAACAGUGUCCCCCGGGUGAGGGCAUGGUCCAGCCGUGUGGAAACAAGCAAACAGUGUGCCAGCCGUGCCUCGACAGUGAAACGUUCUCUGAGAACUUCAGCCACACCGAGAAAUGCACACGAUGCACAAACUGCGGUGGGCUGUUACGCAUGGAGAAGCCAUGCACGGACACUGAUGAUGCGACCUGCGUAUGCGACUACGGCUAUUUCAUGUCGCAAAUUACGGGGCAGUGCCAGGCGUGUACGGCAUGUCCAUUGGGCAGCGGCGUGCUGAGACGCUGCAGCCCCACGGAGGACACCAUGUGUGAGACUUGCGUGGAUGACACAUACUCAGACCAGGAGAGCGAGCUGAACCUCUGCCUACCGUGCACCAUCUGCGAAGAUACAGAGGAACUCCAGCACUGCACCCCUGUCAGCGACACUGUGUGCCAAGAAAUGAGCCUUCUGAAUGCUUCAAGCACACCGCUGUUCCCUGAGGAGCCAUCAGACCCUCCAUUUGAAUUCACCAAUUUUCCACCGGAAGUUCUACCAGAAUCCACAGAGAGCAUGCCGACAGUUGUCCCUGAAUCUAAAAAACUGGGCCUGGGUUAUAAUCUCAUUCCACUCUAUGCCUCCAUUGUACCCACUGUGUUGCUUGGCCUCAUUGCCUUCAUUAUCAUCAAAAGGUGGAAGUGCUGCAAACACAACAAACAAGACUGUAGUAAUCGAUCAGGCACAGAGAACCCAAGCCAGACACCGUCGCCCGAGGGAGAAAAACUGCACAGUGACAGUGGCAUCUCUGUAGAUAGCCAGAGUUUACAGGAAGGACAAGGACUGCAACAGACAGUGUUGAAGAUCGACGGUGGCCUGAGUUUGCCUCUGCAUGCUUGUGAAGAGCUGGAGAAGCUCGUCAGCGAUGAGGGACCAAUAGAAAACGACUGGUCCAGCCUGGCUGGCUUGCUUGGCUAUGAAGAAGAGCGCAUCGCAUCUUUUGGCCAGGAGGAGAGGCCAAUCCAAGCGCUGCUGAAUGACUGGGCGAGCCAUGACUCUGCCAGUGUCGAUGCACUUUGUGCUGCCCUGAGGAAGAUUAACCGGGAAGAUCUCGCUCAGUGUAUCAUGCCCAAGUCCACGGCUACCUCCGUUGUGUGAGGAGAAACACCCUUAUGCACCCUUUAGCUCCCCUGCUUACACAACACAACCACAUACUACACAAAUGUAUUAAAUGGUCCAUCAUGCUCAUUUCAAAUAUUAAUGCCACCAAGCCUAAACUUCAGGUUGUCAGAUUUACAGCUAAAAUAUAUUAUUAGCAUCAUCAAAGCCUCUGCUUUUACACAGCAUCGAAUUCAAUUAUUUCUCACUUUACACUGAUUAAGGCUGAAGCAAAAUGGGCAAAGCAAGUUGAACACAGGACUUUUCUUGUUUUAUUUCUUCACUGGCACAUGCCUGAAAAUGCCGGGUUAUAAUUAUCACAUUAAUCGUUGUGGUUGAAUUAAACAAAAUGGCUUCUUCCCUUAUUAUUUGACAGCUAACAGCACUUGAUAUAGUGCAUCCGAUUAUUUUGCAUUAAAUUUUUUUAACAAACGAAGACACAACAUACUAAACUGAAGUCAGAGUUAAAAUCUAAAUAUUAUUCAAUAUUAUUCUCCUCUAAAGAAAACAUGGCCAAUGUUUAAAGACUAUGCGUGCACACUUUAUUAAUAAAGUGUGAAAUUUCACUAAAUGAUCCUCAUUAAAUACGCUUAACUCCACAUAUGGCUCUUGUAGCGAUUUCGGUAACAACAGCCUGAAAAUCAAGCCAAGCUGUAUGAACACAUAGUGAGUCUGUCCUUCGUCUUCUGUUCAUGAAUCCACUCAGACAAUGCUUCAGGACCCAAAUCAAUCUCUCCAAUCCUGUCUGUACAGAUAACACAAUUAGAAUCUUUACCUCCGGUGCUCACCCUUCAGCUAAUCAGCGUUUCAUCGAAUCUGUUUUUCCGUAUUCACUUACAGUAGAAAAAAAAGCAGAACAACUGUGUAAAAUAUGCCAUAAAUAUGCAAUGUCGAACAGUAUGCAAGUGAAUAACUAAAGCCAUGUUGCCCAGAGGCGGAGAGGCUGCUGGCACCACAAACUGCCUGGAUCAACUUCAAAGGAGAAAGUCAAGCCUCUGAUAAAGAAAUUUAUAGAUGCUCUGGUGUAAGAAGGAGAGGGAAAAUAACACUUGUGUGUGUGCGCUAAUGCUAACAGAUUUUUAUUUUUUGUUUUAUUUUUUACUUUUUUAUUUUUUGCUUUAUUUUAUGACUAGUUGUUGCCAUGGUAACUCUUUGUUGCCAUAAUCAAUUUUUUAUUUCCCUAUGAUUACAAUUUUUUGCCACUUUGUUGCAACGGUAACACUUUUUUCAUGAUACCUUUUCUAUUGCCAUGGUAACUAACUCUUUGUUGCUGUGGUUAUCCAACAUUAUGAUUAUUUCCAUAAGCCAAAAUAUCUGUAAUCACUAACAAGCAUCUUUUUUCCGUUUUCCGGUUAUUUGUCAGUUUUUCAUUUGACAUUUGAUGUGAAGCAGGAAAGGUUUAACAGACAGAAAGGUUUAAAAGUGUCGGUGUUGUGGUGGUCCAAUUUAAAAUACAAGGAAACUUAGUAUACUGUUUUUUUUUUUUUGUUGAACAGGAAGGUAAGUUGAUCCCAGUAGUUACCUGGCCAGGGUCAUCACCAUGACAAAAGAGCUUGGUCAAACCACCAUGACCUACAUCAAAAUGACAAACACACGCUCUGGAAACACACACACACACACACACACACACACACACACACACACACACACACACACACACACACACACACACACACACACACACAUACACACACUAACCAAAGCAACCCUAUCAGAACAAUUCAGGUUAACUAAAAUCAAAUGAACAAAAUGAAGGCUUUAUUAAUUAAGAGAAACAGGACACCACGUAAACAACACACAUUGACACUGACUGCAUUGAUACAAACCAGAAACAACAAAGAACGCAACUAGCAUUUGAUCACAGCAUGCUCUUCUCCAGGCAUUUAGGCUGAUCUGAAAUCAGAUCAGAGUUUAAGAGCCGAGGCCGUAUAACUUAGGUGGAAGUUUGAUUCUUCAUUUUUGCACUGGAAUUAUGACGCUCAAAAUCUCACUGUAUAAAUCAGCUCAGUCAGCUUUUUUUUCAGAUGGAGCUGUUCAGUGUCUCAAACAGACCUGCUGAUGUGGUUAAAAUAAUAAACAUGCAUAGAGCUAAUAUGUGUUGUACCAUUAAAUUGCUAAGCUGAAACAUAUUAACAGGCCAUUUAGAAUGCAGGCAGUUUUAACAUAGCUAUGCCUUUUUUCAAACAUUUAGACAGUGCUAAGAUAGUCAGGCCUGAUUAAUGGAAUAAACUCUGUGGAUGCUAAAACACCUUUAAACAUGUUAUAGAUUUAGUGCAUAAUGCUAACCUGGUGGAUAUAAACUUCCAUUGCUUUUAGCAACAUUAUCCCUGAUCCAAAACUCUAACAAAACACAGGCCUCCAAAAUCAACUACAUUUGGUGUACAUUUCCUUUUUAUCCAAACUGUUCAAGCCUUCAACUCUAAUGACUUUCGACAAGUUAAUGAUGAUGUGUGUUACUAAUGAAAGUACUGAGCUAAGGGAAAAAAGAGAAACAGAUAUCCAGAGGCGCAGAAUUAUCCUAAGGUUUUACAUUAGUGACACUUUUAAACCUUCUUAGACAUAAGAACUAACAUUUGUCCUCCACUGUAGAGCGUUACUAUGCUAUGUGUCAUCUCCACAAAGGAUUUAUAGUUAACUGAAAGGUAAAAAGAUGUUUAGACUUAAUCGGCCUUUUCACGAUGAAUAGGAGAUGACAGGAAACCUGUGUAAGAGGUCGAAGGUGUACGGUUCUCUUUUGAUUCUGACAGCAUGGAAUGACUGGCCGUAAAUCCUCAGGAGUCAGUCGAAGGAGAAGCGAUAAACUGGUCCGGCCUCAAAUUUUUAUUUUAAUUCAGUCACCUGUUCUUUGGGUUAUACUUUUGAAAUCACCAGUGUGCUAAAUGGUCACUUGGUAUUUAUUUUAUUUUUUUUACAAAAUGUAAUUACCUUUACAUAAAAUAAAUGAUAUCAAAUGUUGAAAUGGAUUGGAAAAUUCGCUUCAAGCUUCAUAUAGCUAACAAAAUAUGGAAGUAAAUUCCGUUCAUUUCAAAUUACAUGUGAAUACUCAUAAUGGUAUCUAUGAUUUUUCUAAAUUUGUGUUUAAAAGUUUGCUUUGUGAAUCUGGAGAAUAAUAAAACUCAAACAGGAAUACUUGCAGGUUCUAACAGUGAGAUAUUAAAAAUAACUCCGACAGGAAUAAUCUGAGAUACUAAUAAAAAUCAGGCAAGUAUAAUCUGAGAUACCACUAAUAAAUCAGAGAGGCAGGAAUAAUCUAAGUGGUUGAGGCUCUGGGUUGUUGAUUGGAAGAUUGGGGCUCAAGUCCUAGCACUGCCAAGCUGCCCCUGAGCAUGGUUCUUUUCACCUUCUUUGCUUCAAAUGCACUGCAUCAUGGCUGACCCUGUGCUCAGACGCCAACUUCCAAAAUUGGCAUAUUCAAAGAAAGAAUUUUUAAUUGUGCUGUAAAGUAUAUGUGACAAUAAUAAAGCUUUCAUCUUCUAAUAAAUCAAAUAGGAAUAAUCUGAAAUAGUAGAAAUAAAUUAGACAGGUAUAAUCUCAGAUUAGGGUACAUUAAAUUUUUUUUUUUUAAGUUUUGUCAUAUAGUCAUUCUAUAUGGCUUAAAUAUCAGCAACCUCUACACCUAUAUCAGCAAGUCUGCUUAUAACAUUUUGGGUGAAAUAGACUUCCAAUGUGUGUUAGCUAUAUUAGCCUCACAACUAAUGUGUAGUGAUAUUGUUUAAUCCAGUGCAGGAAUAAUGAAGCAAACAUCACACACUGGGGACUAUUUUUAUGGCCAGGAUUUUUUUUGCAGCAAAUUGUUCUUUUAAUUCGCAAAGGAAACCAUUUUUUUUAACACUUUUUCUUUUUUUGAGAUUUUCUUUACCAGUAAUGUUGUAAUACACACAAUCAUAUUGUAUAAAUAUCUAACUUGUUAUGAAGGUGUCCCCUUUUGUAAGAGGGAGUUUACUAAGAAGUGUAAUUAGGUUUUUGCUUUCUGUCUUUUUUCUUUACUGUUAUUAUUAUUUCAUUAUAUUUUUUAAACAGAUUAGGGUGUAGCACUUAAAACUAUAAAUACUGUAUAUGGAGUCUCACAAGUGCCUGAAAGGAUCAUCAGGUUUGUGUUGUUGUUAAAAUCUAUUUUUUGUAUUUUUCUAAAAAUGUAUUGUUCUUUAACUUCAGUUACUCAGCACAGAGAGACAACCAAGUCUCGAUUUCUAGAACAUCAGAAACCAAAAGGUUAAUUAAGGGGCGGAGCUUGAGUUGACCACAUCACUGUGAAAUCUUAGAAUACUGGUUUUAAUUACCCACUUUAAUCAUUUAAUUAUGUUAGAUUAUUAAACUGGCCAUCCACCUACUCUGAGAUAACCCAGCUAACAUAUGAGCUUUGCUAAUAUUUAACAAAUGUUUGACCUGUUUCGCUAGCUACCUAGCAAGAUAACAUUAUGCAAAGUAUUAUAUUGUAUCGUCAAAACAUAAUAUACAAAGACACUAGCAAGCUUGCUAACUGCGUAAUAAUAUUUAAUGUAUAUUAUCCUUUUUGGAAGUAAUUUAAUGCAAAUUUGUGAUGCACACAAUCCAAUUUUGACUAAACUGGUGAACUGAUUAAAUUUUACUUAAACUCAGCCCCUUGUUGCCUGAACAAUACCUUUCUUUGUGGAAGGCUGAUGUUAUUUCUGUCAUAAAAUUGUAAUUAACACUUUCAUUUUUUAUGUUAGUUAUUCUUGAAGCAGAGAUGUGCAGUGUCGAAUGUAUUCUUUCUUUUUUUUUUUUUUUGAGAAAAGGCCUGAAACCAACCAAAUUAUUAUUUGCUGGUCUUGGUAAAACAAGAAGCAAAUAUCAUCGUUUUCAUUCAUGCACUUAUAUAAGUAGCAUAAUGGAUGAUGGAGAUGAAGUUAAGGAGAUAGAGGAGGAGACACCAGGUAGCUUGUGGGUAAUUUAUUCUGGAAGUGUUCUGAAUGGGGAUAUAAUGUAUAAAAUUCUGAAUGUUCCUUGUAUUUACUUCUAAUGUACACUGUAUCAUAUAGAAAUGUGAAUUUGCUGAUACUCUUGAAUAAAACAGCCAAGAAACAAGGAAAUAAACUCAUUUGAGUUGCAACACCA